Molecule: messenger RNA, 2514 nt
Organism: Cryptotermes secundus
Lineage: Eukaryota; Metazoa; Arthropoda; Insecta; Blattodea; Kalotermitidae
Gene: Cog8
Product: conserved oligomeric Golgi complex subunit 8
Exons: 9
Coding region: 40-1875 (611 amino acids)
Biological process (GO): intra-Golgi vesicle-mediated transport
Cellular component (GO): COG complex
Source: RefSeq, a predicted model, not a curated record
CGCACUGUGUCAGCUGACGUUGAAGACUUGCGUCGAAAAAUGGACCUGGAAAUAGAGAAUGUCAUUAAAGUAAUAUUUCCUGACGGUAUGCCAGACAACUGGAAAGAAAACCCUGACUUUGUGUUGUAUCUUACAAAGUUGGGAUCUUUUGGAGUUGAACAAUUAACUAAAGAGCCAGACAGGUUGAAUGAAGAGAAAUCAUUGGCACUGGAACAAACACAGGAACUUGCAUUUACAAAUUAUAAGACUUUCAUACAGACUGCAGAGUGUUCCAGGGAGAUUUUCAAACAGUUCAAUAAUACUGAACAAAGGUUGGAUUCAUUGAUGACGAAGUUGCCAGAAUUUGCACAGCAAUGUCAGAACUUCAGCAAAGCAUCAAGUGAUAUAAACACUCACAGACGCCUGAACUCCCUGACUCUUACAAGAAAUGCACAGCUUCUAGAGAUUUUGGAGCUUCCACAGCUUAUGGACACCUGCAUCAGGAAUGGGAACUAUGAAGAAGCACUGCAGUUAGCUGCGUACGUCAGAAAGCUCGGCAACAAGCAUGGACAGAUACCGAUUAUUGCUAGCAUAGUGAAGGAUGUGGAAGGAGCAUGGCUGUCAAUGCUUCACCAAUUGUUGGCACAGCUUCGAACAGACCUCCAGUUACCGAGGUGCCUACAAGUGGUGGGCUACCUCCGCCGCAUGGAGCUGUUCUCUGAAGCUGAGCUGCGACUGAAAUUCCUCCAGGCUAGAGACACAUGGCUUCAGAACUUGCUUUCAGCUAUACCAAAAGAGGAUGCAAAUCACCACCUGAGUAAAACCAUUGAACUAUCACGAAUUCAUUUAUUCAACAUUGUGACACAAUACAGAGCAAUAUUCAGUGAUGAUGACCCAAUUCUGCCUUUAGCAAAGGACCAGAAUAUCAAUGGAAGUGCAAUAUUCUAUAGUUGGAUAACUGAAAAGGUCACCCAGUUCCUGACUACCCUGGAACAGGACUUGAAUAGAGGAGUUGGUAGCUCCCUGGACUCUAUAGUUGGUCAGUGUAUGUACUUUGGGCUUUCAUUCAGUCGAGUCGGAGCAGAUUUUCGAGGUCUCCUAGCACCCAUUUUUAUUAGAACUGUAUCACAGAAUUUUGAGCAUGCAGUACGUAAAGCCAGCAAGAAGUUUGAGCAGGAUAUGGAAAAUUUUACUUUGCCAAAACUGCCUCAGCCUAGUUUACCAAAGAGUGUGCCAUCAUCAGAGUCUGCAAAGCAGGAACACCACCCUCCUCAGUGCUUGCUGGAGUUCCACCCAUUGGCUGACUUCUGCAACGGAAUCUUAAUUGCAUUUAAUGAACUCCGACUGUGUGCUCCCAUAGCAGUUGCAGAUAACGUCACUAACCAGUUGAAAGAGUCACUGAGUGGAGCUGCUAGCUGCACUUUGGCCUUUUAUCGACAAGAACAACAAGCGCUGACACAAGUAGAGAAGGAUAAUUUUACACGAUUCUGUGCCUACUUUGCAGGAGAACUGCUCCCCUAUAUACAGAAAUGUCUUCAUGCUGUGUUCCCACCAAUAGUUAUUGCAUCUCAUCUCGGAGUGACUGUUCAGCAUUUGCAAAAACAGGGUUUGGCAUAUUUUGACCAGGAUGCAAUACUGGAUCCCAUGAGCCACUUGCUUCCUGUGAAGGUGGAACCACUGCCCUUGCCCAUCUCAUCACCUCAUGGUAUUUCUGGGUUUCAAAAGGAUUCCAGCCAGUCUGACAACGCAGCUAUCAUGCCCACUGUCUCUGAACAAACAUCACAUGGUGAACAGGAUGCACCACCAACUGUAACAUCAGCUGGCUUUUCAAAUACACAAGCUGUAAAUCAGUUGCAAGAGUCUGUGGAAAAUCUACUUUCUCAGGCAGAAGGAUAACCCAAACAAGAUCACAGCUUAGGAAUCACCUGCAUUAUCAGUUUCAUCCCUCACUGUUCAUUGUAUGGAGGGGAGACUGUGAACUACCUUUAUGAUUACAGCGGUCUGGAGCAUGAUGCCGUGCAGUUUGGUAGAUAGAAGGAACCUUCCUUCUUCGUUUUCAGGGUACAAAUAUAAACAUCAGAACACCUCUCUUCCAAACUAUGUGGUGUUACAUCCCAGGAGACUGUAAUCUUAAUGCUCAACAUCAUAAAAUUUCAAGUACCUUUCAAAUUCAGAAUCAAAACCCUGCAGUCUUGAGUUGCAUCAUUAUAUCAGUACAGACUGAUUAUCUGCUUAUAUAAAACUUAGGACCGUUUGUCUGCUAUGGUCACUUCUAUUUAGGCCACCUAAAACUGAGGUCCCUAGCACUCAACUUGAAGCAAAUGAAUGCUGCUUCCACAGGACUUCUGUUACAGGAUAACUAAAUACUAAACACUGUAGAGAACAAAAGAUUCCCAUUUGUACUUUGGAAGCAUUUAUGCUUUCUUCAUGACUAUAUCACCUUUAUAUGUAAACUAGAACGUGUAGGAUUUGAGGUUCUCACAGCAGUGGUUAUGAAGAGUUCUGUCUUCUGGGAUAUAAGACCAUGCAAUCCAU